AUGAGCGGCGUCUUCCAUCUUGAUGAAGACCGUGAGCGCGAGCCGGCUUCUUCGACUACCGCACCAUCACCCUCCUCUCGGCGAUCGUCUCCCCCCCAUCAGUCUCAACCCUCAACGGUUCGAACCUCAGCAGCGUCCCCACCAGCUCUGCAAGUGCCCGCCUCAGGCUUGCCUCAAUCCCAGCCGUUCGGACGCAAAUCCGCAGCCUUCGCAACAACGCCGUCAUUCUCUUCUCCGCUCGCUCAAGCGGUGACUGUGGCAUCCCACACCGAUUCGUCGUCCUCGUCCGCAUCGUCAACAGAAUGCUCCCCUCAUCCUUCCGAUGACGAGGGCUCGAUCGCGAGCGGUGCAGCCUCCGCAAUUGAAAGCCCGCUCUUGACAACUUCAGGUGGCCGUCCGUCUGGGCCUCCUGAUCCUGCACCUCCUCGCCGCUCCUACUCUCGUCCACCGAGCCCAUCACAGACAAGACAGGGGACCACACCUGGGUCGUCACUCAAGAGUCGGGUACGCCGAUCUGGCAGUAUGUCGCUCAGCUCAGGUUCAGCUAUAGCCUCUAGGGGUUCACCACCCACAUCUGCGAACAACCCAUCGAGUAGCCGGCGUGUCGACAUGUGGAGUGAUGUUGCUUCGCAAAAGUCGCACCACAGCAGCAUGAGCGGAUCUAGUGGUCGAGGGACGGCUUCAGAAACGGGAGGCGGCGGCUCUAGUCCACUGGCGUUUGGGAGUCCAGAACUGGAAGCUACGGUUGACCUUCUGACGGUACCUCCCCCCAUCGCUGUGGUCUCACCCACGCCUUCCAGAAGCCGGGACAGCAACAUUCUCGGAUUGGGAUGGGCCAGCGGCUGGGGUAAUCCGAAUGCCGCGCCAUCGGUUUCGAAAGGGAAGGGAAAGUCCAAGGAUUCCUCUCGUCCAGCAAGUCCGAAGAAGGAGGCCGAGGUGACCGCCCCCGGACCUUCCAGUGACGCGGCCUCGACGAGGAUCAGAAUAUAUGCGAUCGUCUUCCGUCGACUUGCUCUCUCCUCAUCCGCGUCGCUGAUAUCGCCGUUGGACCCCCUUCCAUCACCAUGGUCAGAGACACCGGGGAGUCUCGCGGGAGUGGUGGCCGAGCAUGGUUCCGGGACUUCGCUGAGCCGCUCCGUCACAGGUGCGUCCAUUCGGCUGAAUCGGGUUCCAACAAGCGUCCGACUUGCGGCGGAUCUUAUCAAGACUCAGUCCACGCCGCCGCCACACCACAACAGCAGUGACUCUUCUACAUCGGUGCCGACGCCCAAUCCAUCGCCUGCCGAGACCGACAAGGGCAUCAGCGGCUUGCCACCUCGAAAGUUGGCUCUUCCAGCUUCAGCGUCUCUGCCGCCUGGUGCUUUGAACGCGGCACUAUCUUCGUCACCCUCCGCAUCCUCUCGUUGGAACUCCCUGGAUGCAACGACAGACGCGUCUAGCUUUUCUUCCAUGUCUUCUCCUACAUCUGCCGCCCCGCACCAUGCGAGCCCUUCUUCAGCCGGCGUCUCACCAACCACGCCCCCCCACGCCUCGCAGGGAUCGAGAGCUUCCACACUGGAGGCAAUGCUGUCCCGGCGCUCCUCUCCGGUGGCUGUGCUUUCGCCUUCCUCUGCAACAGGGAGCUCGUCAAUGGCGGAAGAGGCGUCCAGUGCCGGCUUGGGCUCGUCUCCCACAAACCAUCUCGACGGGGUUGGACCAUCUCGACUCAGAGCCGCUUCCGAGCAGGCGUAUCAGCAAUUGGCGAUGCAGCAAGCCACGCGAAUCUCAUUAUGCAAAGCCGACAGGCGAAAAUGCAACGCUGGCGCCCCCGUGGAAGGCGAGAAUCCUCCGCUGCUGACUCCAGGUGGUUCACCUGCAAACCGUCUCAGCGCCUCGUACGUCGAAGGAGGGGGAUCGCAUUUUUCAGGUUGGGAGUCGGCUCGCCAGUGGGCUGUGGACAGUCCUGGGCCUCGUCAACGUCCUCAUGCCGAGCACAGAGAGGUGCCUCACUCACACUCCUCUCACCUCGGGAUUGAUUCCUUCCAACCUAAAUUCGGCAGUGUACGGAUGGAGAAGCAAGUCUCAGCGACAGGGUCUGUGGCGAGCAUAGAAUGGGUUGACUGGUAUGACGAGUACAAAGCCUACAAGGCCGAGAAGAUCCGGGCAGAGGCACAGGCAGCUUCAGAACGACAAUGGUCACAGCCCGUAUCACCCAUCGUCGGGCCGUCAUACCUGGAAGAGACGACCCUCGACCCCAGUGCUUCGACAGCUACAUUGACAGUCGCGGCAGAGCCACCACCGACGUCUUAUGCCCAGAAGGGUGAGCCAACCCAGCAGCAAGAGUCUGGCAUGCAUCGGAGACGAAGCCUUUCCCUUCGUUCGGCGAUAUCCGCAAUGGAUCAGAAGAGAUCUCCGAACCCGAAGCGUUCAGGACUACUGGACAGACCGCGCCAAACAAGCGGUGGAUCCACGAGAUCUGCCUCUGGAGAUACCCACCUGUCUCUGCGAAGAAAGAAAAAUCUGGUCUCGAAGAUGGAAGGUUGGUGGAACGCUGUCAAGAGCAACUUCUCCGCAGACGCCGAGAUAGAUACUCAGCCCUCGUCUGGUCCCUCGGCAUAUUCGCAUCCUCGAGUACCAUCUGCCCCUCAAAGCAGGCGCGGAAGCGACAAGUCUUCUAGCACGUUUCUUGUUUCAAGUCUCCAUCCUCCUGAACCGGUACGGCGCUCGUCGUCAACGUCGAUGCGGUCUGUUCGCCCCUCGACGUCUCACAUGGAUCUUCCCAGGGGAGAAGUGAGCGCUGCUGGCGGAGGCAGUGGCAUCGCACCUGCAAGCGCAGUUGAGCCCAUCGUACCCGUCGCACCCCUCGCAGAACCCGCUCCUGCUGUGGUUCACAAGGCCGGUAUCAAGCAAAUCGAGCGUCAUGCUAUUGGCCUCGAGACCCGCAGGAACCAGCCGUCAUUGCGGUUGGACUUGGAACCGAAUCAUCUGGUCCUGUCCGGCUCGCGACAUCGUGGCAGCUCUUACAUGUCCGGCUCCAACGAUUCACGUGGAAGCACGAUGCCGUCUGGAUCUGUGGCCAUCUCACACACAGCGAAUUCACGUUCGUCAUCCUAUGGGUUCGGUCAGAGCCUGAGUGCCUCCUCGCAGUGGGAGCAAUCGCCAUCGCCCCUCCUUCCUGCGCUGAGUACGCGCGAGACGAAGGACGACAAGCCCGUGGCUCCAGGAGCAGAUCUGACGGUGGCGUCUGUUCGGCGGCAUGUGAAGCAACGUCUUAAUGCCGCAAAGGAACAAUGUGACUCGACGCUGAAGAAAAUCAUCGGCACUAUCACGAUCUACGUGGAUCAGCGAAUGGCAGCUACGGAGGACAUCGAAGAUCCUCGUCAAGAUUACUUCGACACAUUUGCUGAUUCCCCUUCUUUGGAUCCUGCUGAUAGCGAAGAUGACUGGAACAUUCCACCAAUCGGGGGUAGCCACGCACACCAAGGGUUCGACGGGCCUGCAGAUGCCGACAGACUGUUCUUAACCUCACUGCAGGAUUUGAUCGUGUUGGCGACAGACGUCCUGGAUCUGACCGUCGACAGCCUUAUCUCGCGGCCUUCUGCUUGCGUUGAGAUUGUCCGCAAAAUACAGGGCACUGGUCAGGCUUGGGACGAGCAUGAGGAUUGGCCUGGGCGUGCUUGGUAUGUGGAUAUCCUGAUGGCGGUCGCUCGUCUCGCGCGGGUGUUGGAAUGGUGGGAAGCGGAGAAGGGCUUCUGGAAUUUUGACGAGGAUGCCGACGAACCUCUUUCACUGCUGUUACGGCCCACCAGAGACAUCCCGCAGUUCGAGCUGGAACCAGGCCGCUCUGAUUUUGAGCCUCCGCAAGUCUUCUCCGCGGCGUCGACGGAUAUAGAGCAAGAUCUUUCUCAAUCAGCAACCACAGUGACAUUGGCGCACUCUCAGGCGAUCGGUUCUCCAGCGAUGUCAGCAGUCGACGCAAAGGAUAGGGCCAACCUCGAUGACACCACCCAAGCGAUCGAAGAUCUCCGUAUCUUGGCAGAAGAGGCACAGAUGGUCAACAUUGUCAUGGAGCUCAGCCUUCAGGGCGAGGAAAUCAUCUAUGUCAACGACGCGAUCUACGAGGUCAUCGGCAACACUGUCGAACUCCGAUUCCGCUUCGAAGCGCACAAAGUCGAUGGGUCCCCCGAUGAGCGCGAACCAGGUCCGAGUUACAUGGAGCUCGAAGGUGUGGGAAUGCUCAUUCGCGAAAACAACGAGCCGUCCCAUACAAUGUGGGUUAUGAAACCCGUCACCGCGACCCAGGUUGAGAAGAUCACCGAUGCCGUUUUCCCCCGCGACGGCGUCAUUUCAACAGAAAGCGUGCUUUGCCGGAUCUGUGAACGCGAAAUUGUCGUCUGGUUCUUCGAAAAGCACAACGAGACAUGUGACGCUGUGCACCGUCUGGACGCGGAGAUCGAUCAAGCGAACGAAUGUCUGUGCGAGCUUGUGCGCACAGUUAACAAGCUCAAGGCAGAUCUGACUGUCAAUGACUUGCGGCCGGCAUCCGCAGUCCGGCCCAUCGUCUUCUAUCAGAUCCCCGAGUCUAUUUCCUCGGAAUCUGAGCCAGAAGAUGCUCAGGGAGUCGAUGGUACCAAGGUUGACGUUGCGCAAUUGCAAGCAGUGAUCGACAUUCUUUUGGCCGCGAAGAAGAUCGAAACGCCAUCUGUUCUAGAUAGCGAAGUUGACAUGCCCUUCAACCUGCAACGCUACAUUUCGGCCGAGUCGGAAGAGAAACUGCUGCGGAUCACUCGCUGGCAAAAGCCACCCACAACAGACAGCGGCCUCGCGAGACUGUUCACUCUGAUAGAGGAGCAGCUUCGCCAGAAGCAGAAGGCUGUCGCUCGUAUGCAGAGUACAAUCAGGUACUCUGAGAAGAUCCGCCACGAAUGGGAAGACAAAAUCAAUCAGAUGAUCACCGACAGCGAGGACGCCAGCGGUUCUGACAGUGGGUCAGAUGCUCUGGACGCAUCAGCCGGCUCCACAGAGGUUGCUGCCAAUACACCCCAAGAGGCUCCCGGUCUUCGAGCCCCCGCAGUACGACUACCCAUAACCCAGGGUCACCCUCAACGUGCAGCUCAAGAUGUGCCCACCCAGAGGUUGGCGAAAGCUGGCGCUGCGCCUAUUGCGCCCUCAGUCCUGCAAGAUUCGCAAUCUGAAGAGGACUUGCGCUCUACGAACAGCCCUGGAGAGGCUGCUUCAUCAGCCACCGACAGACCGUCGACGCCCCAACACAUGAGCAACUUGACACGGCUUCGUCGCGAGGGUUUAUCUGGUUCUCCCGACGCUUCUCGGUCUCGAUCUCGUCCGUUAGAGCGAGGCGACCAACGAGGGCACACGCGUCGAGUGUCUUCGGUUAGGGCUAUCCGAGAAGGACCAGUUUCUCCAUAUUUAGCAGCAAGUGGAAGCACAAUCGCGACCAAAGCGCCGGCCCCCUCCAUCAAGGACUUUGAGAUUAUCAAGCCUAUCAGUCGAGGUGCUUUCGGAUCCGUCUAUCUCGCGAAGAAAGUUGCGACCGGAGACUACUACGCCAUCAAAGCGCUCAAGAAGUCGGACAUGAUCGCCAAGAACCAGAUCACGAACGUGAAAGCCGAGAGGACCAUUCUCAUGAACCAGGCCAGCUCGCCCUACGUUGUCAAACUCUACUUCUCUUUCCAGAGCAAGGAGUACCUUUAUCUGGUGAUGGAGUAUCUGAACGGAGGAGAUUGCGCUACACUGGUGAAGACGUUGGGUGCUCUCCCCCUCGACUGGGCUCGCAACUACAUUGGAGAACUCGUCCUUGGACUGGAGUAUCUUCAUGGACGCAAUGUCGCUCAUCGUGACAUUAAGCCCGAUAACAUGCUCAUUGACUCGCAUGGUCACCUCAAGCUUACCGAUUUUGGUCUGUCGAAGAUGGGUUUGCUGAAUCGCCAGAUCGGCGGCCCUCGUCCCCCAUACCUGCGUGGUACCUCGCUUCGCACAGUCGUCACCACUAGAUCAUCCAUGUCCUCUAAUGACUCUCCACUUCUAUCCCCAGAAACUAUUCCAGUCCCUUCUGCGUCUCAGUCCGGUGUAUCGUAUUUUCCUCAACUGGCGGACAGCCCCUCCGCAGAUGACUCGAGUGGAUCCGAAUCCAAUGGACCAAUACCUCGACAUAUGCGCCAUCGUUCGAGCGCGAAGGGAUCGUCGGAUGCUGGCACCAACUCGGGGGCGGAACCUCCCCGCUUUGUCGGAACUCCGGAUUACUUGGCGCCGGAAAGCAUAUUGGGAGGCAGCACAGACGACCGCAUGGUUGACUGGUGGGCCGUCGGAGUGGUUCUUUACGAGUUCCUCUACGGAGUCCCGCCAUUCCAUGCCGAAUCGCCUGAGAAAGUAUUCGAUAACGUGGUUUCUCGACGCAUCAAUUGGCACGAAGAUGAAGUGGACAUCCCCCCCGAUGCUCACGACCUUAUGGACCGUUUGAUGUGCUCCAAUCCAGCGCAGAGAUUGGGAGCUCGAGGGGCUGAUGAAGUCAAAGCCCACUGUUUCUUCGAAGGAAUCGACUUUGCAACUCUCACUUCCACAGAGGCCGUUUUUGUGCCCAACGCUGCUGAUCCUGAGUCAACAGACUAUUUCGACCCUCGGGGAGCCAACACUCUUCCAGAUCAGGAACACUCUGCAGUUUUGCCUCCUCUGGCUACUCCUCCGGCCGUUGAUCCUCCGCUCAACUCUGACCCAGCCGUGGCAACCGAUCAGCCGGAACAAGCAGACGAUUUUGGAGCCUUCAACUUCAAGAAUCUCCCUGUUCUCAAGCAAGCCAAUGAUGACGUGAUCCGUCGCAUUCGUUCCGACUCCAUCGCAGCACUGGGACAACCUGCUGAAGUCAAGGAUCGACUGCGUGGUCAUCAUGUGGGCCGGAAGGCCAGCACUCGGGGUCGAGGGCCCCCGUCACCUUCCACCUCAACGUCUUCUGCCGCUUCCACCCCCUCCAGGGCGGAACUUAACGCUCUUGAACGCGUGAAGCUCAUGGACCACGACAGCCUGCGACAUCAUCCGAGCAAUCGUUUCCGAGCCGGGUCUGGGUCGAGUGCCUCAGACUGGAGUUCGAACAUGGAGGCUUGGACACACCCCCGACGUCCCAAUACCGAAGAGGGGCAACUGGUACCCGCUGCGAACCCUAGUCAUCCAGCUGGCAAGUCACUAGUUGUUCUUGUGGCCGAGGACAAUCCCAUUUCUCAAAUGACGCUCCUCUCCCGUCUGGGCUGUCGAUGCGUUUGUGUCCAAGAUGGGCCCGAAGCCCUGGCAGCUGCCAUGGGCAGUAUAAGUGGCGAGAAUGUUGCGUUCAACGACCAACACCAACCAGAACACACCCAUCUUCUCUGCGAUACUACCCAAACCGUUCUCAAAGGUCGAGCUCCUUCAGUGCCUCGCCAAAGUCGGCUUUUCACUUAG
Trichosporon asahii var. asahii CBS 2479 is the source of this 7425-nucleotide messenger RNA. RefSeq lists its product as uncharacterized. Gene Ontology annotation, cellular component: cytoplasm; nucleus. The record is from RefSeq and is a predicted model, not a curated record. Lineage: Eukaryota; Fungi; Basidiomycota; Tremellomycetes; Trichosporonales; Trichosporonaceae. Gene Ontology annotation, biological process: peptidyl-serine phosphorylation; intracellular signal transduction. The transcript is spliced from 11 exons. Gene Ontology annotation, molecular function: ATP binding; protein serine/threonine kinase activity. Bases 1 to 7425 code for a protein of 2474 amino acids.